UGCAGUCUCACGGAUCGUAUUACUGGCUGCUCUGCCCGUGCCGCUGAGCCCACCACCUCUGCGCCAAUCACAUCCUUGCCUUUAACCAACGCGCACGUGUACGCACGACCGCAGGCACGGAACCCACAGACACAGAUCCUGACAUACACGGCGAUCCAUCGCUCCGGUUCUCCGCUGCCUUCACAUGCGUCCCCCGCCGACACCGCGUAGCGCUGGCUGCGCCAAGAUGAGCGGUCGUCCCAGUGCCAUCUGAACCCCCGCUACGCCUGACUGACCCGGAACCGGGGAGAGAGAGACAGAGAGAGAGAGACAGAGAGAGAGAGAGAGAGAGAGAGAGAGAGAGAGAGAGAGAGAGAGAGAGAGAGAACCCAUCUUCUAUCAUAACCCAUCUUCCGUUUGGUAGAGACCGCAGCGCAAGCCGUUUCUUUCGGCAUCUUUUUUUCCACCCUCCUCUUCCUCCCGUUCUUACUGCACCCCCGCCGUUAUUAUCGGUCUCCCGGUUGAAAGGAGAAGGUGAAGAGCCCGGUCGUGAUUUUUGUGGAAAUACAUUUUGGCAUUUAUUUUUUCCUGCUGAGUGUUGGUAGCGCGCAGUUGGUGCGCGCCUUUGCAAAUUCCGGUGAAUGGUGGAUUUGGCAAACAUGGAGUCCGUGGAGAAGGAAUGCGGGGCCCUCGGGGGUCUAUUCCAGGCGAUUGUCAACGACAUGAAGUGCUCCUAUCCUGUGUGGGAGGACUUCACCGCCAAGGCCACCAAGCUGCAUUCCCAGCUCCGAACCACUGUUCUGGCUGCUGUGGCUUUUCUGGAUGCCUUUCAGAAGGUGGCAGACAUGGCUACCAACACCAGAGGGGCAACCAGAGACAUCGGCUCGGCUCUGACCAGGAUGUGCAUGAGGCAUCGCAGCAUUGAGGCCAAACUCCGCCAGUUCACCAAUGCUUUGAUGGAGAGUCUGAUCACUCCUCUCCAGGACAAGAUUGAGGAUUGGAAGAAGACAGCCAACCAGCUGGAUAAGGAUCAUGCCAAAGAGUACAAGAGGUCACGCCACGAGAUCAAGAAGAAGUCGUCUGACACCAUGAAACUACAGAAGAAGGCUCGUAAAGAGAUCCAGGGACGAGUGGACCUGCAGCCUCAGCUGGACAGCGCCAUGCAGGAUGUGACGGACAUGUGUCUGCUGAUGGAGGAGACGGAGAAGCAAGCGGUGCGCCGGGCCCUCGUGGAGGAGAGAGGUCGCUUCUGCACCGUCAUCGGCUUCCUGCAGCCUGUUGUGAACGGAGAGAUCGCCAUGCUGGGAGAGAUCACCCACCUGCAGGCCAUCAUUGAUGACCUCACUGUGCUGACGACCGAUCCUCACAAACUGCCCCCAGCUAGUGAACAGGUGAUUAAGGAUCUGAAGGGGUCCGAUUACAGCUGGUCCUAUCAGACCCCUCCUUCGUCCCCGAGCAGCUCCUGCUCCCGCAAGAGCAGCAUGUGCAGUGUCAACAGCGCCCACAGUAGCGCCUCCCGUGGUGGAGGCUCGCUGCCCCACUCUCCCACCUCAUCCUCCUCCUCCUCCUCCUAUCGCUACCGCAGCAGCCUGCCGCAUCAGCCUCUGCCACCGGGGGGCAUUGCCGCCCACCGCCUCAGCAGCGUCUCCUCCCACGAUUCGGGCUUUGUGUCCCAGGAUGCCAACAUCUACUCCAAGCCCCCCUCGCCCAUGCCCUCGGACAUCACUAGCCAGAAGUCAUCCAGCUCCGCAUCGUCAGAGGCCUCAGAAACAUGCCAGUCAGUCAGUGAAUGCAGCUCCCCCACCACCGAUUGGUCCAAAGCAGGUCAGUACGAGCAGCCGGUGGCUGCGGCGGCGGUUCAGAGGAGGAAGGAACCCCUCGAUCGACUGAGGGAGAACGAGAUGUCGCCGAGCUCCCAGGGAUAUGCCGGGCCGUUGCACCCCGAUGACGCGCAGAGACACAGGAUGACCCCGGCUACCAUCGCUGCCAAGCAUGGAGAGGAGGUGUCUCCAGCAGCCAGUGACCUGGCCAUGGUGCUGACCAGAGGACUGAGUAUGGAGCAGCAGAAAAGCAACAGAGACUCCCUGCAUUACUCCAGUGGCUACAGCACAGAGACCACAACCCCAUCCUGCUCUGAGGACACCAUUCCUUCACAAGGUUCAGAUUAUGACUGCUACUCAGUGAACGGUGAUGCUGAAGGACCAGAUGGACAGACAGAGUUUGACAAGUCCUCCACCAUUCCUCGACACUCUAACAUCGCCCAGAACUACCGGCGCAUGAUCCAGACCAAGAGGCCGGCUAGCACAGCCGGCCUACCCAGUGGGGUUCUUGGUCCUGGGGGUCAUGGGAUACCAGGACAACCCGGUGGAGCUGGUGGAGGUGGAGCAGGUACUCCAGGCACCGCCACCAUCCGCCGAACCCCGUCUACCAAACCGGGCGUGAGGCGCACGCUGUCCAGUGCGGGGCCUAUACCCAUCCGACCACCCAUCGUGCCCGUCAAGACACCCACAGUCCCCAGAGACUCGCAUUCACCCGGCGCAGCUGGUGGUGGGUACGCAGGUGGAGGGCACUUAGGUGGCGUGCCUGUGCGUGUAGGCAGCGAGGAGUGUGUGUUCUUCACCGGAGUCGAGGAUGGGCAGGGAGCGCUCGAUUAUGUGAAGGCGUCACCGAAGCGCCUCAGCCUGCCUAACACCGCCUGGGGAUCGGGGGCGGCGCUGGAGGUCUACGCCCAGCAGCACGGAGGCCUUCCAAUGGGAACGGGCUCCGGGGCCGGAUCAGAGGAGGAUCAGAUGAUCGCAGCCAAUCGGCACAGCCUCGUGGAGCAGAUUGGUGAGUUGGUAGCCAGCGCGCACGCUCUCGGAGAGGGGCAGUUUCCUUACCCCGCCCUCCCCGAUGACCCGGCCCUGCCGCCAACCGAUGCUCCGUCAGGGUCGGAGGGGGCAGAAGGGUCCGGUGACAUGUUGACCACCAUCAGGAGAGGAGUCCGCCUCCGCAAGACUGUCUCCAAUGACCGCUCGGCGCCACGCAUUUUGUGAUUGGAGGAGAAGCAACGAGAGGAUGAUACUUGUCAGCCAAUAGGGAGUCAGGUGUUGGUGUGGUG
Molecule: messenger RNA, 3079 nt
Organism: Anarrhichthys ocellatus (wolf-eel)
Lineage: Eukaryota; Metazoa; Chordata; Actinopteri; Perciformes; Anarhichadidae
Gene: mtss2b
Product: MTSS I-BAR domain containing 2b
Exons: 16
Coding region: 621-3014 (797 amino acids)
Biological process (GO): plasma membrane organization; cell projection assembly
Cellular component (GO): actin cytoskeleton; cytoplasmic side of plasma membrane
Molecular function (GO): phospholipid binding; actin binding
Source: RefSeq, a predicted model, not a curated record